UUUCUUUGAAAGCAGCAGGAACGUGAUCUGAAAAAUGAACGACGGUUGCUGCUCAAAGUGUCAGGUUAAAGCAAUAAAGAAGAAGAACUCGAAGAAAACCGAAGAAGAGUCUCGUGAAGAGGAUGUGAAAGAAAAACAGAAAGUUUCAGAGAGUGAGAAUCCGAAAAAAGAUUCCAAUGAGGAAAAAGGAUCACAUGAAAAAACAGAUCAGAAGGAUAAGAAGAAGAAGAGCAUCCUCACAUGGCAACACUCAAGUACAAAGAAAGAGAAGGAUGUUGGUAAAAAGAAGGACUUGGUAAGUGAGAAAAAUGAUGUUAACCCGCCGUGUUACACCGCUAAAUCGAUGAUCUACCAUGGUGGACCCAAUCCUUUAAACCGGUGGCCCAUAUCCGCAGCCCCUAGAAGCCAUUAUCCCCCAUUUUCGAUGGGAGCGAUGUAUGGACCAUAUGGUGGUUGUGGACCUUGUGGUGGUCCAAUUUAUCCAUACCAAUCCAUGCCUCGAGCCACAAUGUUCAAUGGUGUUCACAUUUCACCAUAUCCGCCUAUGGCUGCAGCAUAUCCUCCUAUGGCUGCAGCUGGUCCUUUCCCCUAUUGGCAAACCAGACCGUACAUGGAUACAAAUCCUAUGAAGCGUUACACUAGCUAUGCAGACAAUUACUCCUAUUGCUUUAUAUGAGUCUAUAUGUUUUUCCUCUCUUUGCUUCAUCUAAGUAAGAAGAAACUAAAUUAAUGACAAGAGUUAAGGAUCAUUUUGCUAUGCAGACAAGUACUCAUAUUGCUUUAUAUCAGUUCCUUCUUACUGAGUC
Arabidopsis lyrata subsp. lyrata is the source of this 806-nucleotide messenger RNA. RefSeq lists its product as uncharacterized. Bases 35 to 676 code for a protein of 213 amino acids. The transcript is spliced from 2 exons. Lineage: Eukaryota; Viridiplantae; Streptophyta; Magnoliopsida; Brassicales; Brassicaceae. The record is from RefSeq and is a predicted model, not a curated record.